This is a messenger RNA of Galeopterus variegatus (Sunda flying lemur), 1476 nucleotides long. It is a transcript of the gene ANTXR1, whose product is annotated as anthrax toxin receptor 1. The record is from RefSeq and is a predicted model, not a curated record. The transcript is spliced from 18 exons. Lineage: Eukaryota; Metazoa; Chordata; Mammalia; Dermoptera; Cynocephalidae. Gene Ontology annotation, molecular function: signaling receptor activity. Gene Ontology annotation, cellular component: membrane. The annotation marks the transcript as partial.
AUCAGGAAGUGUGCUGCACCACUGGAAUGAAAUCUACUAUUUUGUGGAACAGCUGGCUCAUAAAUUCAUCAGCCCACAGCUAAGAAUGUCCUUUAUUGUCUUCUCUACUCGAGGAACAACCUUAAUGAAGCUAACAGAAGACAGGGAACUGAUUCGUCAUGGCCUAGAAGAACUCCAGAAAGUUCUGCCAGGAGGAGACACUUAUAUGCAUGAAGGAUUUGAAAGGGCCAGUGAGCAGAUUUAUUAUGAAAACAGACAAGGAUACAGGACAGCCAGUGUCAUCAUUGCCUUGACUGAUGGAGAGCUCCAUGAAGAUCUUUUUUUCUAUUCAGAGAGGGAGGCUAACAGAUCCCGAGAUCUUGGUGCAAUCGUUUACUGUGUUGGUGUGAAAGAUUUCAAUGAAACACAGCUGGCCCGGAUUGCGGACAGUAAGGAUCACGUGUUUCCUGUGAACGAUGGCUUUCAGGCGCUGCAAGGCAUCAUCCACUCCAUUUUGAAGAAGUCCUGCAUUGAAAUUUUAGCAGCUGAACCAUCCACCAUAUGUGCAGGAGAAUCAUUUCAAGUCGUCGUGAGAGGAAAUGGCUUCCGACACGCCCGCAACGUGGACAGGGUCCUCUGCAGCUUCAGGAUCAAUGACUCAGUCACGCUCAAUGAGAAGCCCUUCGCCGUGGAAGAUACUUAUUUGCUGUGCCCAGCGCCUAUCUUAAAAGAAGUUGGCAUGAAAGCCGCACUCCAGGUCAGCAUGAACGAUGGCCUCUCCUUCAUCUCCAGUUCUGUCAUCAUCACCACCACACACUGUUCUGACGGCUCCAUCCUGGCCAUCGCCCUGCUCAUCCUGUUCCUGCUCCUGGCCCUGGCGCUCCUCUGGUGGUUCUGGCCUCUCUGCUGCACCGUGAUUAUCAAGGAGGUCCCUCCACCCCCUGCUGAGGAGAGUGAGGAAGAAGAUGAUGAUGGUCUGCCUAAGAAAAAGUGGCCUACAGUAGAUGCCUCUUAUUACGGUGGGCGAGGUGUUGGAGGCAUUAAAAGGAUGGAGGUUCGUUGGGGAGAAAAGGGUUCCACGGAAGAAGGCGCUAAGUUGGAAAAGGCAAAGAAUGCAAGGGUCAAGAUGCCAGAGCAGGAGUACGAAUUUCCUGAACCCCGAAAUCUCAACAACAAUAUGCGGCGGCCCUCUUCCCCCCAGAAGUGGUACUCUCCGAUCAAGGGAAAACUCGAUGCUUUGUGGGUCCUGCUAAGGAAAGGAUAUGAUCGUGUGUCAGUGAUGCGUCCACAGCCAGGAGACACGGGGCGCUGUAUCAACUUCACCAGAGUCAAGAACAACCAGCCGGCCAAGUACCCCCUCAACAACGCCUACCACACCACCUCGCCACCUCCUUACAAAACGGUCCAUCCCACACCACUGCCGUGUGACUCACGCGGCCACCGGAAAGUUCAGGCCAAGAUGCUGACAUCGCUGUGCAACGAGACAGCAGGCAUCAG